ACCCACCUUGUUUCCCGCACAUAAUCCUACCCCACACACUACGACAAAAUUACAUUAAUCAAACCCUAAUAAGCAUAUUCCCCAUCACUUAUCACCACCUCCUUUUAUUAUUCUUUCUCUUCCUUCUUCACUCACACAACUUACAAUAACCUUCCACCUCUUCCCAUCACUCACUACCUAGCUGGCUACCUCACAAUUAAUUCAUCUUCUUCCUAACUACUUCUAAAUAUUUUCUCACUAUAUAGAUCUCAUAAUCAAUUAUAACUAACUUUCACACACUUAUAUAUAUAUAUCUAGGUUUUUUGAGAUUUCUUUUUACCGGUUCAGUUUAUGGCGAACCGGUGGUGGACCGGACCGAUUGGUCUAGGCGGGAUGGACAACUCGGUGAACCCAUCAUCCCCACUCAUAAAACCGGAUCUGGGAUUCUCCAUGAAUAACGAAAGUGCAAUUACAGGUUUAAACAACAACAACAACAACAACGAUGAAGAUCAAGAUGAGAAAGAAAACAGCGACGAACCAAAAGGAGGAGCAAUCGAUCAAACAAACACAAACUCCUCCACGCGCCGCCCAAGAGGCCGUCCAUCAGGUUCAAAAAACAAACCUAAACCACCUAUAUUCAUAACAAGAGACAGCCCUAACGCGCUUCGAAGCCACGUCAUGGAAGUAUCUACUGGAUCCGACAUCUCCGAUUGCAUCCUUCAGUUCGCUAGAAAAAGACAGAGAGGUAUUUGCAUUCUCAGCGCAACUGGAACUGUUCUUAAUGUUUCACUCCGCCAGCCUACCACUCCCGGAGCUGUCGUUGUUCUUUCCGGUAGGUUCGAUAUUUUGUCCUUGACUGGUUCGGUGCUUCCCGGACCCUCGCCGCCUGGUGCUACUGGUUUGACUAUUUACCUUUCUGGAGGUCAAGGACAGGUGGUUGGAGGUGGUGUGGUUGGCUCGCUUGUGGCUGCCGGACCUGUUAUGUUAAUGGCGGCUACGUUUUCGAAUGCAACAUAUGAGAGGUUGCCGGUGGAAGAGAAUGGUGAAGGUGAUGAUCAGGAAGGGCAGGGAGAUGGUGGUGGUGGCGGUGAGUCUUCGCCGGUGGGGAUGGGACAAGCGCAGGGUGGAUCGGGCGGAGAAGGUUCUUCGGUGUAUAAUAAUGUUAGUAGUAAUUUGGGAGUUCAAAAUGGACAACAACAAAUGUUGAAUCAUGAUGCUUAUAAUUCUCCUUGGGCUCAUGGUCAUGGUAGAACACCUUACUAAUUUUGUUGUUACUUCAAUAGUUUCAUUGCACUCUACAAUUGUUGCCAGGGGUAAUAUUACAAAUUUUUAAAAUCAUAGUUACACUACUAUGUGCUAUGAUAACAAAGGUGAAUCAAGUUUUAUUUUCUUUUAAUUAUGUAUUUAUUUUUUCUAAGUUAAUUAAUUAGAUUAUGUGAGAGACUGGAUUGAAUUGCAUUAUGAUCUGUAUAUAUGUUUAUUAUCACCUUCUUGAC
Cicer arietinum (chickpea) is the source of this 1475-nucleotide messenger RNA. It is a transcript of the gene AHL18, whose product is annotated as AT-hook motif nuclear-localized protein 18. Gene Ontology annotation, molecular function: DNA-binding transcription factor activity; minor groove of adenine-thymine-rich DNA binding. Lineage: Eukaryota; Viridiplantae; Streptophyta; Magnoliopsida; Fabales; Fabaceae. Gene Ontology annotation, cellular component: nucleus. The record is from RefSeq and is a predicted model, not a curated record.